Ogataea polymorpha is the source of this 1668-nucleotide messenger RNA. RefSeq lists its product as uncharacterized. The transcript has a single exon. The coding region runs from base 1 to 1569 and encodes 522 amino acids. NCBI's taxonomy places the organism in Eukaryota, Fungi, Ascomycota, Pichiomycetes, Pichiales, Pichiaceae. The record is from RefSeq and is a predicted model, not a curated record.
AUGAUUCUAACAAUUAAGAGACCAGGCCAAGAUUCUGACGUGCCCAAGGUUCCAAGCUCGCGCCCAAGAAGGUCGGAAUCCUCUGGUUUGCCCAAAUUAGAAAUUCCAGCGGUGCCUUCCACGAGGCCAAAGCCAAAGGACGAUGGAAGUACAAAAAGCAGUGAAGGUUCUGUUGAGGCUGACGCACCGCCAGUACCAGCUGUUCCAGCGACAAGGCCUCGAAAAGCUGCCACUGUGGACAACAUUGCAGCCAAUUCCACCGUGGAACCUCCUCCCAAAACGCCAACGUACCAAAAUGUUUUGGAUAUAUACGCUCAGACUCCAGAGCAAACGAAGGAAGGGGAAAGGGAGAGCGUUCCGAAAAACGAGGAGAUUGACAGCGUUGGCAAAGAUGUUCGAUCGCUCGAAGCAGCGAAUGAAACUGGUUGUCCAGAGCCAAUUUCGUCAGUUCCUGCACAAGCAAAUGAGACCGCUAAAGAAAUAACGGUGGAGGAGAAUAGGGACCAGACUUCUGGUAUUGCAGAAACUGUUGGAAAUGAUUCAGAUGAGGCUAAGGGCGAGCAAUCGCCAGAACAAGAAUCCCCUGUCAUAAAAGAAAAAAUCGACUGCUCUUCCCAUGGGUCAGAACCACUCGGUAACGAGGAAUCUACAACGGAUGCAGAUGAACAAUCACCCCAAUUGAACGUUUCAAUACCUGAUCCUGCUUCCAACCUAAACGUCCUGGAGCCUGCCGAUGACGGGACCCCCAAAACGUCGUCCGAUGUGUCUUUGGGUAUUUCGCCUAGAAGUUCAACAGAAUCGAAUAAGCCUGCAGUUCCUAAGAAGCCGUCUUCUAAAAUUGCAGCCUUUCAGCAAAUGCUCGCUCAAAGACAGCAACAAGAUAUGGGGAUGUUUAAGCCAAAACCUCCUCUUCCAACAAAGAGACCUUCACAAGCAGCUGAUGAUUCAGAGCCUUCUGACCCCGGCUCUCAGCAUGCAAGAAAGCCUUUAGUGGGAUUUCCGUUACCUGGUAUGGCAUUUCCUGGAAUUUCCGUGCCAGGAAUGCCUUUCGCAAAGCCUGAGAAUGAUGAUGCUACUGAUCACGUUACAGAUGUGAGGAAAGAAAGGGCCAAAGGGCCUAGAGGGCGCAAACUACCAUCUCGUGUGAAAGACAGCAUAGAAGUCAAUGACGAGACACUUGGAAAUAAGCUCAAUAUCCUUGUGACAACGUCGUGGGGUAUCGACUUGAGGAAGCUUGUAAAAUCGGAUGAUGAGCUACGAAAUCAUCCUCUGCUUCCGGUUGACGAAGUUAAAGACAGUGAUGGCUCAUCAACUGAAGCUGAAGAAACAGGAAAUUUAGAGGAAGAGCAACACGAGAACAUUGUUCACGACGAAUAUACUGAAGAUGUGAACGAAGGUAGGCCAGAUCUUGAAGUUGAGGAUGUGGGUAUCAGAACCUCAAAAGAGCCCGCUUCUCCAUCUCUUGUGGAAGUGGACCCAAAGAAUGAUGUUCAUGAUCUCAAAUUGGAAGGACUUGCACCAAUCACGUCGAAGUCUCAAGACUCUGAGUAUUCUCUCGAAAAAAAUUGAGUUUCAGUUUUUGGGCUGCAUAUCAUGGAAUCUUCCAAAUCUGACAAUUUCGGUAUUUUUAUGCAAGUUCAGUAAAUAAAUAAAUAAAUAGUUUCGUUG